AAAGACAUUUUUUGACAAUUUUAAGAGACAUAGGAAUGAGCUGGACGACUGGGAAGCGAUAACUUCCAAUGUUGUUCCGCGGAGGGAUAUACUGCUACAAAGGAAAAUCUAGGUCAAGUGCGCGGUGCGGGUUUGAAUCUUGCACGCCAUACAUUUAGCUGGACGGAAGAUACGGCCUGAACCGACUGUCCGCCGGGCCAUGCGAUCCUAGGAAGGACGAUCAAAACCUCCACCUGUGACCUCAACUACCUCAAGACAAUAGUCACCGAUGGACAUGGACAGAAGUCCCGGCCUUGGCGCUGGGGGCGUGCCGGGAGGAGGCUCCGCAUCGUCCCCGGCCUUCCCCGGGUCCCUUCUCCUCGGUCAGGCCAGCCCGCUGGCCGUGACAACCGCUGCCGGUGUUUCACCCGUUUCACCAAAUGGCUACAGAGAUUUGAAGAAUGAGGGGAGGAUGAGCAUGGCAGGCAGAGACAGCAUGUCGGUGACGCCCCGCUCCGCUGUGGACAGCUACAGCUCCAAACAGGACAGUAGAAACAGCCUGAGCCUGCGAGACAGCCUGGGCGGGCUGCCCCUCACCCCGCACUCCUCCAACAGUACAUUUGACCUCUCAGGGACACCUUUGUCUGCCAGCAAUGCCUUCAGCAUGUACAGCCAAGAGAAUCCACCGCAAUUGGAGGUUGGAGGACAAAUCUGCAACUUGGGAAAACUCAUUCCAACAGUCCCUGUUAUGGACGGGAACUCAUGGAACCUUCCAGUGACGCCGGACAUGGGGGAAGGAAAACCAGGGGACAAGACAUGUCUCAUCUGCGGGGACCGUGCCACGGGUCUACACUACGGCAUCGUCUCCUGCGAGGGCUGCAAAGGCUUCUUCAAACGCAGCAUCUGCAACAAACGUGUCUACCGCUGCAGUAGGAACAAGAAUUGUGUCAUGUCACGCAAGCAGCGCAACCGCUGCCAGUACUGCCGGCUGCUCAAGUGCCUACAGAUGGGCAUGAACAGAAAAGCCAUUAGGGAAGAUGGGAUGCCCGGAGGAAGGAACAAAAGCAUCGGACCUGUGGAGAUAUCAGAGGAAGAGAUAGAAAGGAUCAUGUCAGGCAAGGAGUUUGAAGAAGAAGAGCAACAAGAAGCAAGCUCGACCACAAAUGCAGAUGGCUCACUAUCAUUCUCCACCCAGGCGAAUGGCAUGGGCGGCAUACAAGGUCUAAACGGGGUGGGGGGGCUGGACCUCUCCUCCCUUAACUACGGUUCCCUCAGCCAGGGAGUUUUGGCAGACAAAUCUCAGGGCAGUAAUACAUAUAUGCCAGGGCUCCCUAGCUAUGGGAACGCGCACAGCAUGGCAAUCCCCACCAGCAUGGGACACUUGGACCCGCAGUCGGCCACGCUACUGGACCAACUCCUCCGCGCCGAGGACUUUGACCCCCUGCACACCCACAUCAUGGUGGAGGACGAUUACGAGGUCUCCAAGCACGAGCUGUUCUGCCUGCUGUGCAAGAUUGCCGACGAGAUGCUGUUCAGGCAGAUCACCUGGAUCAAAAAGCUGCCAUUCCUGUCUGAGAUCUCCAUAUCUGACCUGUCCACACUGCUGACUAACACAUGGCACGAGAUAUCCUUCCUGUCUGCCCUGUGUGUUCACAAGCCCCAGCUGUUCGGAGAGUUCGGCAGCAUCAUCCUCAAGUACCAGCCAACCAAUGAGGAGCUGGAACAGUUCUCGGACGACGGGAUGGAAAUCGUGGAGCGGACCAUGUACCUCUCAGGGAAACUUCACCAGAUGAAAAUCACCAAAGAAGAGUUUGUCUGUAUGAAGGUCAUCAAUUUCUUGAACCAAGAUGUGAAGAACCUCAGAGAUGCGGAGUUGAUAGAGAGCGUGAACAAGCGGUUCUGGUACGCCUGCCAAGACUACAUCGAGGCGCAGUACCCGCACCAGCCCACCCGUUUCCGCGAGCUGAUGAUGUGCCUGCCCGAGAUCCGCUACGUCACCAGCAAGAUCCUGGACAUCCCCAUUGAGCACCUCCCCCUCCUCUUCAAGGCAAUCAUGCACAGCUGCAAAGUCAACUCUGGACACCCCUCCAUAUGUGUGUCGGCAUGACACGUCCGCCCUACAACACACACCCACGAUCUUCAACACUUUCCAACCCACAUGACCAACCUCUCUUGUACCAGAAGGGAGGGAGAGCUUGGUCAUUGGUCAGUUUGAAAUCUGGGCAGUUGGCAGGAGAAGGACAUAAUGUAGUAAUCACCACUGUGACAGCACUGGUCGUCGACGACAACUGGACGGUUGCCAUGACAUUUAGAAGUUGCCAUGACUGCUGCUUGUGCUUCUGGCAGUUGCUAAGGUGGGGCCAAUAUUUGGGGGUGUUGCCAUAGUGACGGUAGUAAUUUAUUUUGCCAUGAAACGAAAUCUGUAGUCUCACGAGUGCCAGUAUAGAAAGGUUGUAGCGUGCCCACCAGUGCUGUCACAGUCUUGUUGACUUGUUUAUUGCCAUGGCAUCACUGCUGCUGACUGGCGGGGGAAGGGGCCAAUCAGAGUGCUCCGCACUCGUUCCUGUGGCAGUGUUGGGGGGGAUUCUAUCGUGGCAUAUAGAGGGAGAGAAAAAUCGCUGGGACUCGCCUUGCCAUGCUCCUUUUCACACUAUUUUUAUAGCGGGUGUAAUGUAUUUUUCUGAGGCUGCUAUGGAAGUCAGAAGAGAAGUUGUGGCCAGGCGAGCCCUGGUUGUUCUUUACUUUGCAAUCAUGAAACCGGAGAGAUGCUAUCAGCCAGGUUAAGUUGCUUGUACCAAAAAUGAACUCGAGGCAUGGCUGAGCAGUCAGUCAAGCAGAGACCAAUAGUUUAGAGACCCUGCCAAGACCUAGAAUGUAUGGGAAAAUAAGCUGGAGCUGUUGAAUAGAGCAGUCCCAAUUGUUUUGCCUCUGGUUCGAGAAUGGAAGCAUUGAUUGCUUGGCAUGGGAAGGAGGGAGAAUCAGGUUUGAUAGAUGCCUUUGCUUUAGUCAGCCCUGAGUUAAUGCCAUUACUGAAGAGAGAAUUGUGUGGGCCAGUGUUGGGCAGGCAGUGUGAAUAUGUAUUGUACCAAAGUCCCUACCCAGCACUGGUCUAUACUCUGUGUCUCGAGCUUUAUGGAGAGUAGAAGACUUGUGUUAAGUCCAUCUUGCCCGCAUAGCCUGUGGUGUAAGAGUGUAAUCAUCAGUGAUAAGAGAUUUGAUCAUGAAGAUAUAUUCAGAGAGUUUACUAUGGGUGAUACUGUGUUUAAAAAAAGAAGUGAAAAUGUUUCUCAGGUAAAAUUGCAAGUGCUGGAAAUACAUUGUAAAUAGUGAGUCUAUUCUAUAGCACUUGGGAACUAUGUACUGUAUGAUACCAGAGGCAUUAUUAGUCAGAAUUUUUGUGUUAUUGGCACCAUGAUAACAGCUUUGUCCUUUCUAACGAUCUCGGUAAUCAGGGUUUAGGACCGGUGGUUAGACUCAUGAUCCACUGAACUUUCAGGGUUUCAGGUGUUUCAUUCUCUCAGGUUUCUUUAAUUUGUAGCGGAAUCUUUGUUGUAAUGAAGGUCGGUUUGUGUAAUAAUCUGUAGACCUCAUGGUGAUCUAGCUUGUGUUUGAUUCAUUUCAUAAUUCUCAGGAAAACUCAUGUUUUGAUGCUAGUCUUUGGUAGUAGUCUUUUUUUCCUGUACUUAUUCCUAUUGCUGUUUUUUUCUUCUUCAAUUAUUAUGGAGGUAGACUUGUGGGUGAUAUUUGAUAAGGAGGUUGAUUGGGUUAAGUCAUUGCAGGUGCCGCCACUGUGAUAUUUGUGCUGCUGUUUAUACCAAAGCUUUAGUAAGGUUUCUCCUGGAAAGGAAAGACAUUUCAUGCAUGUACGGGACAAAAGGGGCAAGUCCUCAGGUUUUAAGACUUUAUGCUUUUGUGAAAUUUGAUUGGGAAGUGAACUUGCAUUUGCAACCGCAGUCUCUGGGUAUGCCCAAUUGCUUCUGGCAGUGGUGAAUGGCGGUAUGGCACAAUUGUAAAACUACUCAAGAGAGGAUUGUCCUACAAUCAAAUGUCCCUGGCAGACGGAAAUGUCAUAAUGAUCAGUGACGGUUAGUGUAGGGAAAAUGGAAAACCAAAGUCUUACUAAGUUGCAGUGGUUGGCACCUGGGUGUCUUCCCUUUGCAGUGGCUAUGUGAAGUUGAGCUAUUGUACCCAGGCAUUAGGACCUCAUGAUUGUGCUUUCAAAGUGGAGUAGCCUUUUUGAGCCUGCUUUUGUUGAAACAUUUUAUGUGUCGUAAAAAAUUGUAUCAGUCAGCAAUUUAGGCUUAUUAUAUCUUGCCAUAAUCAUGAGGUUCAUGUGUCUGUUUAUGUGAAGGUAUUAUAUAAGAAUUGAAUGUUGACAGAUGGCAUGUAGUGGGUGGCAAAUAAGGUGCAGAAUGUAAACAAUAACAACAACAAUAAUCCAGUGAGGUGUAUCAGACCAAUCACCUCGCAGAUUGAAAACUUUGUAUGCAAAUCUUCUGGUGUGGCACAAAAUUUGUAUCUUUGCAAAGGUGUGCAAUUCACUCAGCCUGAGUUGUGAGCUCAAUUAUUAGGGACAACAAACUGUAAAGCACUGUCUAUCAUGCAGUGACAACUAAUUU
Branchiostoma floridae (Florida lancelet) is the source of this 4598-nucleotide messenger RNA. Its product is annotated as nuclear receptor subfamily 6 group A member 1-like. Gene Ontology annotation, biological process: regulation of DNA-templated transcription. Bases 269 to 2086 code for a protein of 605 amino acids. The transcript has 9 exons. Gene Ontology annotation, molecular function: sequence-specific DNA binding; zinc ion binding; DNA-binding transcription factor activity. The record is from RefSeq and is a predicted model, not a curated record. Lineage: Eukaryota; Metazoa; Chordata; Leptocardii; Amphioxiformes; Branchiostomatidae.